AUGCAAUUCGGCAAAGCAAUCGGGACAGCAUGCGCAUCAUUCGCAAUCACAAACAUCGACGACGCCUUCGUGCUCGUAACAUUCUUCGCAGAAGCAACCACAAGAAAGACCAUCACCCCUCUCAAAAUCACCAUUGGACAAUGUCUCGGCUUCACAAUCAUCAUCAUGAUCAGUAUGAUCGGCUACGGCGUAUCGCUCGCCCUCCCCUCCGAACCGAUCGGCUUCCUGGGCCUCCUGCCAAUUCUCCUGGGAUGCUGGAACCUAAUAAAGCUCAUAUUCUCGACGGACGAUGAGGACGAAGACGAAGAAUCUCGAUUCGGGUCCCUCAAGAGCGUUUUCAAGGUCGCGCUGGUUACGCUCAUGAAUGGAGGCGAUAAUAUCGGCACCUACAUCCCGCUCUUCUCGCAGGCCAAGGGAACGGAAAUUGCCAUUUAUGUGGUUGUUUAUUACAUCCUGCUUUUCGUUUGGUGUCUGACUGCUUAUUUGGUUAUGAAACAACGGCAUAUUCUUCGGCUGGCGCAGAAAUAUGCUGAGUAUGUGGUGCCGUUCCUUUAUAUGGGACUUGGGAUCUACAUCGUUGUCAAGUCCGAUGCCUAUCCUUGGUCUAUUGAUCGCAUCAAUCGGGAUAUUGCCUCGUAUCCCGGAAAGGUUGUUAUGGGUGUUGUGACAGCGGGGCUUCUUUUGAUAUGUAUCACUGGAUUGGGGAUCUUCCAGUGGAAGAGAUACAAGGCUUCGAAAGUGCCUGAAGAAGCGGAGACUGGCGAUGCUGAAUCUGAGUCCCAUGGAAACUCUUUGUUUAUGACAGAAAAUCCUGCCACGAGGGACUCGCAAAAAAGUACCACCCAACUUGAUGUCUCUGAGGAAACGCAGAGGCCUACUGGCAUUAUUACCUAA
This is a messenger RNA of Penicillium argentinense, 894 nucleotides long. RefSeq names its product Cadmium resistance transporter. Lineage: Eukaryota; Fungi; Ascomycota; Eurotiomycetes; Eurotiales; Aspergillaceae. The transcript has a single exon. The coding region runs from base 1 to 894 and encodes 297 amino acids. The record is from RefSeq and is a predicted model, not a curated record.